Messenger RNA from Parasteatoda tepidariorum (common house spider), 3563 nucleotides. Its product is annotated as carbohydrate sulfotransferase 1. NCBI's taxonomy places the organism in Eukaryota, Metazoa, Arthropoda, Arachnida, Araneae, Theridiidae. The record is from RefSeq and is a predicted model, not a curated record. Gene Ontology annotation, molecular function: N-acetylglucosamine 6-O-sulfotransferase activity. Gene Ontology annotation, biological process: sulfur compound metabolic process; N-acetylglucosamine metabolic process.
CAUCUUCUUUCUUGAGCAUCUAUGCAAAAGACGCAAUCAAAGGAAAAAAAGUUUCUCCUACAAAACUUAUCAAAGGCGUCACUUCCCGUCUGGCACAUGGACGGGACAUGACGUCACGAGUCACGUGGUACGUCCCCAACAGCGGGACUCCAAAACAAAUGAGCUAUUCAACUCAAAAGUUCGGAAAUCCUAAGACGACUGCCUUGGAUGAGGGAAUUAAGAAAAACUUAUCACGAUUUCUACUUUAGCGAAUGGAUACCAUCGUGGAUUUAUAGUUUAAAAUGUUUACAGAAAUUCAUUUUCUUUUUCUUGUGCAAACUUCUUUCGACAGGGUGGUAGCAUUGGGACAAAAUUCAUGUUGAUAUUCAUUCCCCCCUCUCUACUCAGUCCCCAGUCUUUUUCAAGUUCGGCAACACAUCUGACAAUCAUUUGGCCAAUGGAUUUAGUUAUAUGAGUACCACGUGACCCGAUCUGGAAGUUAUUUAAUCGGAUUCUGGAUGCCAUGUCCGGGUCCCGAAGGUUCCUUCUCUUCCUAGUAUUGGCCUGUGUGACAUGCGUCGUAUUGGUCCAAAUUACCAUGGACGGGAAGAGUACUGGAAAUAGAUUUUUCCCUCCCUACUGGGACACUUCGAAUCUCAAAGAUAUCAAAUCGUUACAUUUCAAUUACGCCAAUCUGACGGCCUCAGCACCCGAACCAGCAAAAAUCUACCCACCUACUUCUUUCAAAUCAACUACAGCUAAACCAACUCAUCGUGUUUCGGAGUUUUACCCAAAAUCGACACCUUCAACAAACAAGGUGAAACCAACUGUCACAGGAAAAGGUCAAGUACAAAAACUACCGUUUGGUAGAAACUUGGCUCAACAAGAACCAAAGAUAUUAGUUAGCAGACAAGAGCGUCUUAGAGAACUUCUGAAACAAAGCAGUGUCAUGCAUAGACGGCCCACUCUAGAUCCAAUGAGAUCCUUAAAAUCCAUUCCUCUCACCGAUCCAUCUAAAGUCACCCGAGUUUUCAUCAUUACUUAUUUUAGAGCUGGCUCUUCUUUCUUUGGAGACAUUUUGCAGCAAAACUGGAAGACAUUUUACCAUUUCGAACCAUUACAUUCAAUGACAUACAACAAGCGUGUCGAUGAUGAUAAGAUGCCUCAAGUCUUUAAUUUGUUCAAUGACAUAUUUACUUGCAAUUUUACUGAACAGAAGGCUUAUAUGGACUGGGUGAAGCAACCGCGUAAUCAGUUUUUGUUUUCUCACAAUUUGUUUCUAUGGGUUACAUGUCACAGUAAUCCAAGAACUUGUUUCAAUCCUUCAUUUGUCAAUGCCGUUUGUCUCCGAGCUCCCGUGCAUGUUAUGAAAUUGACCAGACUACAUAUGCACCAUCUCCGAAGCUAUCUGGAGGAGAAUCCAGAUAUGAAGGCUAAAGUCAUUUAUUUGACGAGGGAUCCAAGGGGUAUAGUAAGUUCCAGGUGGACUCUUGACUGGUGCAAUGGAACUAAUUGUUCCGAUCCUGGAGUUCUUUGCCAUGAAAUGGACGAAGACAUAAGAAUCUUCGAAGAGCUUCAGCAGCAGCAACCUUCGAACUUCAUCAAAGUUCGUUAUGAAGAUUUAUCUUUAAAUCCAGAAGCUGAAGCUGAGAAGCUGUUUCGCUUUUUGCAUUUGCCAUUCUCACCUUCUGUAAAAAAGUUUUUAAAAACUCAUACAGUUAGUCGCAAAAACGACGAUAAAAAUCCCUACUCGACUCGCCGGAACAGCACUACUAUGGCGUUCAGCUGGCGUGAGCGUUUUUCCUACAAGCAGAUACAAGAAGUUCAAUCGCAAUGUAGUGAUGUUUUACUCAAGUUGAAUCAUUCGCUAAUUCUUUCACCAAAUGAACUACCCUAUCCUAAUGGCAAACCCAAGCUCAAAUUACUCAUAGAGAAAGCGAAUUCUGAUAUUACACGAAAAGGAAUCGCUACACUCGUCGAAACGAAAAGGAAUAAAUUAUUGAAAUCUCAUACCAGUUGAUUAAAUACAUUUGCAAGAGACUGUAGAAUGUUAGUCCCUGUAUCGAACGUAGUAAGAGAGUUGUGACCUACAAUUUCAAAAUUGAUUAGAUUGAGGUUGCGAAAGCGAUAUAUCGCAGUCAGUUACCACACAUGGUCAAGUUUCUCCCUAACUUCCUUUUCUUAAUCUGUGGCAAAAUCAGGUUAAUAAUAAAGGGAUCAUUCACACUACAUGCGUAAAAUUUGCGUGUGCGAAUUUGGAGAGGUGAAUUAGAACUUGAUUGGAGAAAUUACCCGCGAAAAACUUGCAUAUCUCUCGCAGAUGCGAUAUUUUCGCACUCCGUUUGAAUGCUCCUUCAUAAAUCUAAGUUUUUUCUUUUGCUUGCAGAAAAAGCGGUAAAUUACAGCAAAGUUGUUUAAUUUAUUGAAUAACUGAUUCAGUUAUUUAAAAUAUGAAAAUAUCGUUUCGAAAUUAAUAACUUUUUAAUAAGACGGAAAGAGUAUCUAUACUCUGAGUUGUUAUGAUUAAUUGAAAAAACAAUAACUCUCUUAACUACUUUAGAUUUAGGAACUCAACAGAAUAUCAGGAAAAAUUACUAUUAAUUAAUGCUGCGUUCAGUGCUUUACAGUGCUUAAAUUAUUUUUAAUUUUAAUGGUGGAUAAUUUAUUAAUAUUGACUUAUCAACAAUUAAUAGGAAAAUUUUGCGCUUAAAAAAUUGAAAUGAAACAAUGCGAAAUUUUUAACACAUUAUUCUUAAAGAUAUUGGAUUUCAUAAAUUAAUUUCAAUUUUAGCCUUGACAUCCUAUUUUAACCCCGCAGCUGCAAUUUUAAACUUGUUCUAUUGAAUUUUGCUGUUGCCCGAAUUUUAUCCUAGUUUUAGGCGCUGUAAUAGCCUAAAAUGUUGCUCUUAUGCCAAAAGUCUACAACACUCACUCGCUUUAAUGAAUAAUUAAAGAUUAUGAAUAUAUAUAUAUAUAAUUAAUUGUUUAAUCAAAUGUUAAUCUUGUUAAAUCAUCGGAAUUGUAAUUGCAUGAAGUUACCUGCGUAUAUAGCAGUAAUGUAUAAUGAUUUAAAUGCAAGGAUUUUUUUUUCUCUGCCAUAGUGGAACUUCUAUUAAGUAAGUUCCUGUUGAAGUUUUGAAGUUCCUAUAUUUCUUGUUUGCUUGGUUUAAAGUAAUGGUACUUUUCUUUUAUUAGAACUGCACUUUAUUCUAACUAACAUUAACUUAAGGGGGGGGGGAAGCAGUUAUCAUUUAUAGCCUGUUGACAGCUAUACUUUAAUAUUCACUGAAUAAGAAAAAAAUCAGUUGCUAUUCAUAAUCUAUAAUUUGUCGUUGGUAACUCGUCUGUAGAAACGAGUCACAUUUUUUUCCCUUCAUAUUUUUAAAAUUUGAUGCGAGGUAUCAAUGAAAGGAAUGUACCAAUAACUUUACUCCUUCAUUUUCGUUUUAAGGGACAGUUUUUCAUAUCAUGUGAUACUUAGGAAUGUAUAGUUAGUUUUUCUACGGAUUAUUUUUCAUUGCAAAUUGCAAUGUGUUGUAUUUUGAUAUAUUUGUCAAAUAAACUACUUUUUUUUAUUAAAAAAA